UACUUCGCCUUUCUGGUAUUUUCUACAACUUUCAAACGGGCUGCCAAAGCCAAACGACGUCGUAGAUUCACAACCCCAAGCAGCAGUCGCAGCCAUGGCGGCAGCAGAAUCCUCUUCAUCCUUCUUCGGCUUGAAGAACAACCGUCCGCCGGAUGACACCGUUUUCUACUCCAUCUACCCAGACUCGUCGGUCGGCGCCGCUGCGGCGGUUGUGGUGGCUGAUGAACUCCAGUCGCUCCACCUCCGAAUCCUAAACCAUAUUUCUCCGAUUGUUUCUCCAUACAUAUGGCAGCACCAGUCGUUCACUCUCUCCAUAGCUUCCGCGCCCAUUCCGCAUCUCUCCGGUCACCUCCGUUUCGGAGACAAUUUGGAAGACGAGUGGUUCGUUGUCUACAUUCUCUUCGAAAUCUCGAAGGCGUUUCCCGAUCUCUCAGUCCGUGUUUGGGACUCCGACGGCGAGUUUCUCCUGAUCGAAACUGCGUAUCACCUCCCCAAGUGGCUCAAGCCAGAGACAUCCGACAAUCGCGUCUUCAUCCGCCGCGGACUUCUGCAUAUCAUUCAGCAAUCAAGCUUCCCUGUGAACCCUACUUUAAUGGAUUCCUUGAAAUUUUUGGUGAGCAACACCGACGAUUCCGCGACGCGCGCCGCUGAUGCUGUUCAACUACAAUUAAGGAAGAAACUCGAUGAGUAUCCAGACCGUGCUUACAGGAACAUCCACAGAGCGAGGGUUAUCGUACCAGUUUCGGUGGCGUGGGUGUUGAAGCACGAGCCAUGUUUAAUAUCUCUGGCUGUUGAGGGGUUUUACGACAGAGAUAUUGACAGCAUGAAAUACGCCUCCAAAAUGGAGAAAUUUCUGCCCAAAGGAAAGCAAGAAGCGAUGGUGGAGGUGGUUGUGAGGAUGUCAAGGGCAAUGUACGCUCAAUUGGUGCAGCAGAAGUUCCAAGCUCCCAGUUGCUUUCCAAUGCCGGACAGAAGCAAUAUAGGAAAAUACUUGGAGGCAGAGCUCGGGAUGAAGAUCACUUGUGGGUUUGAGAUGAUGUAUCAGAUGAGAAAGAAGCAAGGAGAUGAAGGGAAGGGGAGCACCUGGGAAGCUUUCAACCAGAGCUUGGAGAACUGUGGUUACUUUGAGGGGCUUUUACCAGGUUCAAAGGAAUAUAAGAGAUUGAUGGAGAAAGCUGAGGGAUACUACCGGAAUAGUAUGUUGCAUCACAGGGCCAGCGAAGUGUUAAGUGCUCCUGUUAAACAAAUUGAUGAGAUUCUUGCACUUCCUCAUUCUGCCGAUGAUUUCACUAAUCAAGAUCUUCCUCCAUCUGAUAAUGAUUCGUGGCUUUAUGGUGGGGAAGAUGAAUUACAUGCUGCACUUUUGGAGAGAGAAAAGGAGAUGGGAUCUCAUAAUAUGAAGCAAAAAAAGAAAAAGAAGCCAAAAGAGCACGGGGAGGAGGAUUCAACAUCUGGCGGAGGUUUUGAUGAGCACGAUCUUGGGGGGAUCGCGCAGUCUAUGCAGGAAUUUGUCAAAAGGAUGUCUAGUUAUGAGGGAGCUGAGGUCGCCCAGGACAGGGACUUAAAAGAUGUAGAUAUUGAUGUGGAUCAGUUUAUGAAAGACAUGGAAAUGGCGAUGGGACAUCGUCAUACUAGAGGAGAAAACGAUAGUGAUGAUGAGCUCGCAGAUGGAUUAUCUUCAGACCUUGAUUUUGCUGAUCAACUUUCAGAUGAUUACGAGGACGACAGCGAGCAUUCAGAAAACAUGGAAGAAGACAAGGAUGAGUUCAUGAACACCUAUUCGGAUGCCCUGAGCAGGGAAUUGAAAGAUACUACACUUAGCAAAACCUUUGUCCGCACAAACGACCAGCCCCCUAAAAAUAACGUUGUGGGGAAUGCCGGUGCCAGUGAUGGUAUGGAUGAGCUCGGCCCAGUGGAUAUCGAUUUCAACCUGGUGAAGAAUUUCCUCGACUCGUAUUCUUCUCAAGAAGGACAAUCAGGCCCGGCUUCCAAUCUACUAGGACUUAUGGGUCUAAGGUUACCCUACGAUGCUGGAAAAGAUAAGGGCAAAGGCAAAUGAAUAGAGUUUGCCCGUCACUUCCCCGUAUACCUUGUGUUCUUCUCGUCAUUUACCUACACGAACUUGGGUAUGAAACUCCCCAAUGCAUUUCUUCUCGUUAAGUUCUUCCCUUUCUCUGGUUUUUUGCCUGUUUUAUAAUUUCAUAACGUAAAUAUAUGAAGACCAAUUGAUCAUAGAUAGUAAUCAUACAAAAAAAAUAUAUCUGUAGAGGACAACUUAUUCUUGUUGAGUUUGGAAAGUUAAAAAAACUAGUGUUAUAAUUGCUAGAAUUCAAUUAUUUGCAAGUAAUGCACAUGGAUACGUGAUAAAUUGAGGAAUGCUUGAAGUAUUAUUAUAUGCUAUACAACAUUUAAACAUGA
Andrographis paniculata is the source of this 2418-nucleotide messenger RNA. Its product is annotated as protein ecdysoneless homolog. The record is from RefSeq and is a predicted model, not a curated record. The transcript is spliced from 5 exons. Gene Ontology annotation, cellular component: nucleus. Lineage: Eukaryota; Viridiplantae; Streptophyta; Magnoliopsida; Lamiales; Acanthaceae. Bases 95 to 2059 code for a protein of 654 amino acids.